AUGCGUAAAAUUUGGUUAGUUAAUUGGGAUGCAGGGAUUGACGAUCUGAGUCAAUUUCCAGUAAAACAAAGGAGGACGGAAACAAUGGCCACAGCUGAGAAGAAGCCUCAUGUCAUCUUUAUCCCAUUUCCAGCACAAAGCCAUGUAAAGGCCAUGCUCAAACUAGCAGAGCUUCUUCAUCACAAGGGACUCCGAAUAACCUUCGUCAAUACAGAGUUCGUUCACAAGCGUUUGCUCAAGUCCGCUGGUCCACACUACCUCAGCGCCUCACCUGAUUUCCAUCUUGAAACAAUUCCCGACGGCAUUCCUCGCAGUUCUGAAGAUGACAGUGAUCACUCAGAGCUACUUCUGCAUUACGUGGAAACGAAUUUCUUGGCUCCUUUUCUCGAGCUUGCAACCAAGCUUCCUACUCCUCCCACUUGUAUCAUCUCGGAUGGCUUCAUGUCAACUUUCCCCAUUGAUGCUGCACAAAAGCUUGAAAUCCCUAUCAUGCUCUAUUGGACGCUUUCUGCUUGUGGAUUCAUGGGGUUUCACCAGAUCCAAUCUCUCAUCGACAAAGGACUUACUCCAGUUCAAGAUGAAAGUUACUUGACAAACGGGUUUUUAGAAACCAUUAUUGAUUGGAUUCCGGGGAUGAAAAGUAUCCGACUAAAGGAUCUGCCAACCACUGUUUGGACCACGGACCCCAACGACAAACCUUUCACAUUUCUUGUUGAAGCUACAAAAAAUUCCAACAGGGUUUCAAAUAUUAUCCUUCACACAUUUGAUGAGUUGGAGGAUAGUAUUGUCAAAGCUCUCUCAUCAAUGUUUCACCAUGUUUACACGAUUGGUCCGGUGCAAUUACUGCUUGAUCAGACAACGGAACAUGCAGAAAYGCCGAAUGUCAAUGGAUACAGCUUAUGGAAAGAAGAACCAGACUGCUUCAAGUGGCUCGAAUCUAAGGAGCCAAACUCUGUCAUUUACGUGAAUUAUGGGAGUACAACAGUAAUGUCUUUAGAGGAGCUGAUAGAAUUUGGGUGGGGACUUGCUGAUAGCAACCACUAUUUCCUUUGGAUACUCAGAUCUAACUUGGUUGUAGGAGAUCAAUCUGCAGUUUUGCCUCCUGAACUUGAGGAGCAGAUAAAAAGAAGAGGUUUUAUAGCAAGCUGGUGUUCACAGGAAAAGGUCCUAAAUCACACGUCUAUUGGAGGGUUCCUGACCCACGGUGGAUGGGGUUCAACCAUUGAGAGCUUGUCGGCUGGGGUGCCAAUGAUAUGUUGGCCUUAUUUGUGGGAUCAGACGACCAAUUGUAGGUUUAUAUGCAAGGAAUGGGAUGUUGGAUUAGAGAUGGGGAAGAAUGUGAAAAGGGAUGAAGUUAAAAAGCUGGUGCAGGAGUUGAUGGGAGAAGGAGGUCAGAGAAUGAGAAACAAGGCCAUGGAGUGGAAGGAAAAGGCAAAAAUGGCUACAUCUCCCAAUGGUUCAUCUUUCUUGAAUGUGGAGAACCUUGUCAAGGAAAUCACCAUGCUAUCAACAAAGUAGAGAUAUCUCGUAUGUUUAUGUUACUUAAGAAAAAGAAUGCAACAAUAAUAUUGUACACACCCAAACAUUCGAGUCUGAAAACCCAACACGUAUUAUUGAUUUAUAUGUGUUCAGACCAAAACCAAGUAGUCUAAAGUCAUCGAAUAUUGGCGUGUUAGUUAAUUAUAGGUGCAUGUUUGUGAGAACAUGCUUCUUUUAUUCACGAACUAGUUACGUACUUAUUUCGUCUUGUGUAAAUGGUACUUGUUUCCAUGGCUCACCUUUUGUCCUUCUU
Cynara cardunculus var. scolymus (artichoke) is the source of this 1792-nucleotide messenger RNA. Its product is annotated as UDP-glycosyltransferase 85C2-like. Gene Ontology annotation, molecular function: UDP-glycosyltransferase activity. NCBI's taxonomy places the organism in Eukaryota, Viridiplantae, Streptophyta, Magnoliopsida, Asterales, Asteraceae. The coding region runs from base 1 to 1518 and encodes 505 amino acids. The record is from RefSeq and is a predicted model, not a curated record. The transcript is spliced from 3 exons.